Messenger RNA from Glycine soja, 2757 nucleotides. Its product is annotated as mitogen-activated protein kinase 20-like. The record is from RefSeq and is a predicted model, not a curated record. Bases 557 to 2401 code for a protein of 614 amino acids. Gene Ontology annotation, cellular component: cytoplasm; nucleus. Lineage: Eukaryota; Viridiplantae; Streptophyta; Magnoliopsida; Fabales; Fabaceae. Gene Ontology annotation, molecular function: MAP kinase activity; ATP binding. The transcript is spliced from 10 exons. Gene Ontology annotation, biological process: intracellular signal transduction; protein phosphorylation.
UUCUAAUAAAAAUUUCACUUCUCUCUCUCUCUCUCUCGUUUCUCUCUCUCAUUGUCGGUGUACGCAGAUCUUGUGCACUCCACGCUCUUGGCACCUGCUUUCUGCUGUUGUUCUUGCGGAUUGGCUUUGUGGGGUGUGACAAAUUGUGGUUUUUCUGUUGAGAGUAGCUGAAAGGUGGGUUUUUGUGUGGAAAUGAGGGCGCUUUUGCUGGUGGGGUGGUGGAGUGUAUGAUAAUAAUAAAGGGUGGUGGUUUUUGGUUUUGAAGAUUGUGGCUUUGGAAAGGGAAGGAAGGUGCAUGUGGGAUCCCAAUUGGGUUCUAUGUUUGGUGAAGAAGGGUUUGGGGGAAGAAGGGAGAAUAAGCUGCUGGGAUUGUUGUGGGUUUGUGAUAAUGAGCAGGGGUAGGUGGGGGAAAUGUGGGUGAGAGUAAGGGUGUAAAAAUAUUUGUUUCAUUUUAUUUUAUUGAAGGAGUAGAAUUUGGGAACUAGGUUUUGUUAAGUUUGGGCUUGAUCUUCACCCCAUAGGGAAGUUUUGGAGAAUUUGUGGGUGUCAGGGGAAAAUGCAGCAAGAUCACAGGAAAAAGAGUUCAGCUGAGAUGGACUUUUUCUCCGAAUAUGGUGAUGCCAACCGGUACAAAAUUCAAGAAGUCAUUGGGAAGGGAAGUUAUGGUGUUGUCUGUUCAGCCAUUGACACUCACACAGGUGAAAAAGUGGCAAUUAAGAAGAUUCAUGACAUCUUCGAGCAUAUAUCCGAUGCUGCUCGUAUUCUCCGUGAGAUAAAGCUGCUUAGACUUCUACGACAUCCUGAUAUUGUUGAAAUAAAACACAUUAUGCUGCCUCCGUCAAGGAAGGACUUUAAAGAUAUUUACGUUGUUUUUGAGCUCAUGGAGUCUGAUCUUCAUCAAGUCAUUAAAGCCAAUGAUGACUUGACAAAAGAACACUAUCAGUUUUUUCUUUACCAAUUACUUCGAGCACUGAAGUACAUUCACACGGCAAAUGUCUAUCAUCGAGAUUUGAAGCCAAAGAAUAUACUUGCUAAUGCGAACUGUAAGCUUAAAAUAUGUGAUUUUGGGUUAGCUAGAGUUGCCUUCAGUGACACACCAACAACUAUAUUUUGGACGGAUUAUGUUGCUACAAGGUGGUAUAGAGCUCCAGAACUAUGUGGAUCAUUUUACUCUAAGUAUACACCAGCAAUUGAUAUAUGGAGUAUAGGUUGCAUCUUUGCUGAAGUACUAACAGGAAAGCCACUUUUUCCUGGGAAAAAUGUAGUUCAUCAAUUGGAUCUGAUGACAGAUCUGCUUGGAACUCCUUCACUAGAUACUAUAUCUCGGGUACGUAAUGAGAAGGCAAGGAGAUACCUAACUAGCAUGAGGAAAAAGCAGCCUGUGCCAUUUGCUCAAAAAUUUCCCAAUGCAGACCCUUUAGCACUAAGGCUACUGGAAAAGUUGUUGGCUUUUGAUCCAAAAAACCGACCUACUGCUGAAGAGGCUUUGGCUGAUCCUUACUUCAAGGGACUGGCAAAAGUUGAGAGGGAACCAUCCUGCCAACCUAUCACGAAAAUGGAAUUUGAAUUUGAAAGACGAAGAGUCACAAAGGAAGAAAUUCGAGAGCUGAUUUUCCGUGAGAUUCUAGAGUAUCAUCCUCAACUAUUGAAAGACUACAUGAAUGGAACAGAGAGAACUAAUUUUCUUUAUCCAAGUGCUGUUGAUCAAUUCCGAAAGCAGUUUGCUCAUCUUGAGGAAAAUGGUAAAAAUGGCCCUGUUAUGCCACUUGAUAGAAAGCAUGUUUCUCUUCCAAGGUCAACAAUUGUACAUUCAAAUACAGUACACCCAAAAGAGCAAACAAAUAUUGCUUCCAGCAAAAACCGACCAACAGCCGAGGAAUAUAACAAGCACCCCAGGGAUACAGAAAUUCCAGUGCCUAGGUCAAUGCAGGGACCACAAAGAAUUCCACUAGCAAAACCUGGAAAAGUUGUUGGGCCCGUUGUUCCUUACGAGUACGGUAACAUUGUCAAGGAUUCAUAUGAUCCUAGGUCAUUUAUCAGAGGUUCUGUGCUUCCUACACAACCUGUUCCCCCAGCAUAUUAUUAUCAAAGAUCCAGCACUGGAAACCAAGAAAGGCCAUCAACAGAAGCUGACAAGAGUGUGCCUUUGCAGGCAAAACAUGCACAACAAUGUGGAGUUAAUGCCAAGAUGGCACCAGAUAUAGCUAUUAAUAUUGAUACAAAUCCCUUUUUUAUGACCAGGGCAGGAGUUAACAAGUUAGAGCAAGGUGAUCAAAUAGCCAUAGAGACAAACAUGCUGCAGCCAAAGGCACAUCAAUAUGGUGGAAUCAGUGCUGCAGCUGGGGCCACUGCUCAUAGAAAAGUUGGUCCUGUUCAGUAUGGUAUGACAAGAAUGUUUUAGAAGGGUGUUUUUCUUGUGAAUAUUUUGGCCAGGGGGAGCAAUCCUUGUAGAGAAAAAGGAACUUUUUAGGGAUGGAGCUGCUGUAGUCUCUGGUGAUGGUUUGUAUAAAAAUGAGAGAGUGAGGGGCUUAUUAGAGGCAGUGCUUCCCUAGGAACAGUGCCAGCUUUCUCUGGCCUACAAAGGUAUGAACUUUGGUUACAACUAUCAAAGAGACUGUUGACAAUGAAAUUGAGUCCCUAUCUUGUAAGUCAAUCCAUAACCAUUUUAGGUGUUUGCAGUGAAGACACAACCUUGAAACAAAUGUCUUGGAUGUUUGUACUUUUAAUUGGAUUAAUGAAAUUUUACAAACAGCAUCA